CAUCGCAACGCGGUUAUUGCUCCUCGAGAAAUAUAUAUAUAAAAAAUAUAUCUUAAAGAUGCCGCUUCCAUUUCAUCUACUGCUCAUUGCUCCCCUGAUUUUGCACUGCAUUUCUGGAGCACCACUUGCCCCGGCCACGCCCGAUGGGUCCACGCCCAUUGAUGCCCGGGUCUCGGCCGCUGAGUUUGGUGCCCAGGAUGCCUUCGAUGCAGCCGAAGCAGCCGCCGGCGAAGCCACACAGGCAGAGGCCAGUGAAGCCGGCUUCAAGAUCUCCCUUUUGCCCACACCGGCAAAAACUGCUGAAUCUGUGAACCUGGAGCAGGAGGCCAUACCCUCAAAGGUGCUCAGCGUCUACGACAAUAGCCAGAAGAAGCUGGCGGAGCUCUCUCAGCCUGUUCCCAUUUUGGACACCAUCAGUGAGCACGAAAAGUAUGGCAACAAUGGCGACAUGUUCGAUGGAAUCUCGCGCUCCCUUGUCAACGGUUACGAGGCCUUCUCCAACCUGCUCAACACCUUCAUACAGAAGCCCAAAGAGCUGGCCCGCAGCGUUACCAAAGGAAUUACCGCUCAGUUGGAUAUUAUCGGUGGUCGCCUAGUGGGACUCUAACGGUAAACAGGAACUGGUUGCUUUUUUUUUGUUCUUUU
Drosophila kikkawai is the source of this 645-nucleotide messenger RNA. RefSeq lists its product as uncharacterized. The record is from RefSeq and is a predicted model, not a curated record. NCBI's taxonomy places the organism in Eukaryota, Metazoa, Arthropoda, Insecta, Diptera, Drosophilidae.